Seminavis robusta is the source of this 6910-nucleotide messenger RNA. Lineage: Eukaryota; Bacillariophyta; Bacillariophyceae; Naviculales; Naviculaceae. The record is from the annotation of a GenBank genome assembly.
AUUGCCGCCCACAUCCUGACGACAGCCAAAAACUUUGAUGGAAAGACAGUGGAGUGAUUGCCUUGUGUUGUCUUUGUUGUUGGUGUUGACCGGACUAUCUAGUACUGAUCUCUGCCUGCCUGCUUACAUAAAGCGAGCGCCCUUUGUUCCCUAGUCGAGCGGAUAGCUAGAGUUGUCAUUGUGAAGUGACGGCGCCAGAAGAGUGAGUAGUUGUUUUGUUUGUAGACAGACGGAAGAAUCUUUGUCACCAUGGCCGGCGGUGGCAAGCGAUCGCCGAGAAGGAACCGCCGUGAUGGCCCCAAGCGUGAGUUGUUUGCCGGGGUGGCAGACGCCGUGGGUGACACGUCUCCCAUUCUAGAUCCCAAUCGUGACAAUGACGAAGCCGUGGAUUGUACCAGUCCAUCACCGCCACCCAAACGCAAGAAGAACCGCAAGGACGACUUGGACGAUUACCAAGACGAUCUCAACUACAAUUUCGCAAGCGACGGCCAAGAAAUGUUCGCAUCGGUGGACGAUGACAACCAUGUGGUGGAACACGCGAGUGGAGCCAUGACGGGAGGAUACGAACCACCAGUAGUCAGCACAUUCAAACUCACUCGCUAUCGAGCCACCAAGUCGUCUGGCAGCAGCAAGAGCGACAACAGUAACAAUACGACACGGAGCACUCGCAGUGGCGUGGCUGGAUCGACGACCAAAAAGGACGAAACCAAGAGCAGCAACGGUAAAAAGAAUCAACGCAGUCGCUCUGUACUAGAAGAGAAACUGGACGAGUUGAUCGAACAAGCCGAAUAUGAAUUGACCAUUGAUCCGUACCGAGGAAUGAUAUUUGAUGCCACCAAUGAUGAUGAUGCCAAGGUCAAGAAUCCGUGGAAGGCUUGUCUGGAAAAGGAACAAGCCAAUUCCAAACGAUUCCAAGAUCGAAUGGAGCACAUUCUCAAUCGCAACAAGGGAGAACCCGCCGACCAAGCCGACGCCUGGGUAGAAGAGACGCUCCGUUGCAAUUGUCCGUCUGCAUUGGCAUGGACCGAAGAAGGCAUCAAAAAAGAUCGACAAGCUGCCAAACGCAAGACGAGCAAGAAACGAAAAGCAAACAGCGACGAAGAACAGCUACAACCACCUCCAUUGGCACAGCGACCCAUGGGCGUGACGGUUCCCUGCGACUACAAUCCCUACUGUACCUGCAGUAUGGGGGGCGUCUUCAAUACAAUCUGGCAAGAAAAGGCGGAGCAAAUCUUGCAAGAGAAGCUGCAACAACGAAAGAACGCGGAGGAACUGUGGCAAGCGCAAAAAGAUCAAGAGAACAAGGACAAGAAUGCGCCAAAGCCCAGAAUUCUGGGCAUGCCACAGCCAGCCAAAAAGCCAAGACCCCCUACAGCUACUAGACCCGCCAACGGAGAAGUGGUCGAGGUGCAGGACUCGGAUGACGAUUCUAUGGAUGUGGAGAGUGCUGCUGUGGACGCCAAAAAGGUGGCGAAUGACGACGCGAAACCAGCUGCAAUUGAUGAUGACCCUGCCGUUGACGUUGACACCAACGUCGAAUAUGGACCAGAAGCUACCAAGUUGCUGCAAGCAUUGCGACCCUCCAUUACAGUACAAACAGAAACCAUUCAAGAGUAUCUUGUCUUUUUGCUCAGCAGCCUACCUCACACAGACCAAAAGACUCAUGAGUUGUCCGUUGAUGGAUUGCUCAAGAUUUACAAUGACUGGCAACAAAGCUUGAUAUUCCAGAACCCUGUCGAUCAAGAAGAGCCCAGAAUGAAAGACGACGACGACACGACAAGCCUCGGUGGAACCAUCAAAAUUGCCCAACCCGUUGGUUUGUCCAAUCUCGGGGCCACAUGCUACUUGAACUCACAGCUACAAUGUCUGGCGCAGAACCAGGCAUUCUUGGCCGGAUUGUUCUCGUGGCGAUCACAAGAGGACAAGGGCGACAACCACGCUGGGGUAAUGAACGCUGUAUUGACCAACCUGCAGUCGUUGCUGGCCCAGAUGGUGGAAGGAUCUAAAAAAACCGUAACAACAAUCGACUUUUCGACAGCAUUGGGUCUCGAGCACGAUGAACAACAGGACCCCAACGAAUUUGCCAGACUUUUGUUCGAGCGAAUGCACGAAUCCUUUCAACAGCAACCGUCUUUGGCGACGCUGUUGCCAUCGCUCUUUGAAGGCGUCACCACCUACGAGACGACGUGUCUGACAUGCAAACGAGUAUCGAUACGGAAAGAAAAGUUUAUGGAUUUGACUCUGGCGAUUGUCGACUACGAAAAGAAACCAAAAGGCCUUAUUGGCAGAACCACAAAGACAAUAAUGGAUUUCUUUGGCUAUUCGAAUUGCUCUGCGGAUACAGACCUGGAAUAUUGCUUGAAGAACUAUUUAUCUACCGAAGAGUUCACGGGGGACAACCAAUACUUUUGCGGGACGUGUGGAUGCAAACGAGAUGCUACACGCGAAACCAAGUUGGGGGAAUUGCCACCUGUUCUCAACUUUCAGUUGUCUCGCUAUGUCUUUGAUAUGAAGACUUUGACCAAGAAAAAGUUGACAAAGGAGGUGCUCUUGCCACGAAAGCUACGGGUGCCAGUGAAAGUCUCGGACGCUGUCGGUGAAAGGAUCGACAAUAAGGAAUAUGUCUUGUGUGCCGUAAUGAAACACCAUGGAAACUCGGCCUACCGAGGUCAUUACGUAGCGGAAGUACAAGACUUCCUCAGUGGUCAAUGGUAUGAAUUCAAUGACGAAGAGGUAAAGUUGCUCGAGAAGGGACCAACCUGCAGCUACGAUCCGUCAGAUCUUCCGGAAGACACAGACGACGAUGAUGGACCCAGCAAAAGACCAAAGGGACCCAAGUUGACCGGAAGUUCAGAUGCGUACAACAUGUACUACGUUGAGGCUUCAUAUCUGGCCAAGACUGCGGUUCAAAGGUUUCAAGAGCUCGAAUCUCAGCAACACCGACUGAUUCAGAUCACAAAGGAGGAAAUGACACCCGCUCCCGGUGAUUUCAUCCAGUCCGUUGCUGCGGGACGUAACGACCACUACGGAGAGCUUUUUGAUAUGUGCAUGAAAGAGCAGAAAGCGUUUCGUCGUCUCCAGAAGCGCAAGAAUAACCUGAAGAAGGAGUUGUUUUUACUGCCGGCGAAGCCUAGCGAGAAGGCGCCUCCGGUGUGGGUAAGUGCGGAACUCUUUCAAAGAUUUGUUUCUGGCACCGACCGGUUGGAAGACAUUUUUGGGAUGCCUGCUGGAGAGUCACUGCUCCGCCACAAACAUCUUCUCUGCAACCAUGACAAUCCCGGCUUAGACCCACGGAUCGCACGGAAAGGCAAGCUUCUUCCUCGGUACAUGUACGACAGCUACAUUCGACUUCUUGAAAAGGAACAUCGACAUUACUUGAUAGAUGUGAGGGACGAAGAGUAUGAUGCGGAAAGCCCUAAAGCAACGAAUCUUGUUGAAGUGAACGACUGUGUGAUCACCCCCACAACAAACAUGCAGUGCGAAGAAUGUUCCAAGUCCUACCAGGAGCGUCUGCGAGAGCAGCUUGACCGUGUGCAAAUUUUGAAACGAGUCUAUGAGCAGAUCAAGGAUACAGAUGAAGACGUUGCAAUCCGCGACAUAUGGGAGGAUGAUGACUCCUCCGAUGAUGAAGAGUCAUCUGAAUUUGCGUUCGUCGUCAUGAAGACGAAUAUGACCAAAUUGCGCAAAUCUAUCGAAUCCGGUCUCUUCAAGGCCCUCGCGAAUCAAACGGCAACCACUUCGAAGUCACCUCGAUCGAAUACUUUGACUAUUGACGUCGACAGUGACAAAAGGAGCGACGAAGCAUCAAACCAUGCUUCGACUGCCUCUUCGCUAUCGGAGGGUCUUUAUGCUCUCGACCUUUCCGUGUUCAGCCCAGAUUCAUUAACCAUCACUUCCGGUUUGGAUUCUCGCAUCAACGAAGAGAUCACGUGCUCGCAUGGAAACACCAUGCUCGCUGCCGCCGGCAGCAAGGGAAAGGUGAGGUGGGUGAGGCCUGCUUUGUGGGAUGAUAUCUUGAAAAUCUUGCCCGAUGCCAUUGAACACAAAAUUAUCCUUAAUGGGAAGGACGCAGGGGAAGAUGCCAGAAAAGGCUGUAGCCUUUGUAAGCGGGAGAAACGCGACAAAGACAAAUUCGACCAGGGACUGCGGCAGUGGUUCGAUGAUGGGAAACGGAGAGGCGAUGCGGAGCUCGGAGACCUCUUCAGAGAUGCCAGGACGGAUGCAACGCUGAAUAAGUUUGGGGGUCUUAUCACGAACGAAAUCACGCUGGCAGAUAUUCAGGGGGAAGAGUACGUGCCCGUAUCAGUUCAAGACAUCUCCCUGUGGCGCCAGUUGAUGCAGCAAGUCGAAAGGGGCAGGCAGAAGAAGCUUGAUGCUAAGAAAAUCCAAAGCAAAUUGGAGGAACUGCUUGUCGAGCGAGUACCACAUUGGCCCAGAUUUCAAACGGCACCAUUAGAGGGUGGUUUUUUGAGCCGACUCAAGUGCAUCCGGCAUAGCUCCACCUUGCCGAUCUUCGAAGCUGUAAGUUCAGAGCCUGGCGGUUCACCGUUAGAUCAGGUCGAAGAUACCGAUGACACCUGGCAACUGAAAGGGAUCAAAUUGAUGGAGAAGACCCAGUACGAAAAUUUCAAGGAAUCCAUCGCGAACCUCUGCAAGGUUUUGGCGUCAACGACCGACAAUGGCGAGGCACCAACCCACAAGGCCGGGACGAUUGAUCUGUGCGAUGAUGAUGACGACCAGCCUCCCACUGUAAGAGUGGUGGCAGCCGAUGACAAACCGUCCAAGGAUAAGGAUGGUCAAGACGAAGGCACAGUCAUUAAGAUUUCGGUGGCCAGCGCACUCGUUUCUCUGCUAGUGUCACCACGUCUCUGCUUGGAAGAGGGGUGCUGUCAAGAAUUCCAACCCGUCGAUUUCCCCGCCACACCUCAAAAAACUCCAGAGCCGGACACAAUUGUCAUUUCUGAAGAUGAGAAGGACGAGAAGGGUAGUUCGACUUUCAGCUGUCAAGUUUUCGAAGUGAAAGCGGAUCAUGCCAUCGAUGAUGCUGUGUCUGACUUGUUGGAAGCACAGGUUUGGCCUGGCAUGGACAAUGCACCUGUUGAGGAUAGUUUUGCACCGCGCCGGUCAACAAGAAAUCGGCGAAGCAAGUUCCCUUUCAAGUCCAUUCUUCAGAAAGAUGUCAUUGACGUGGGUUGGCAUCACAAUUUGGCAGCGGUGCGAACUUUUCUCAUGCAGGUGAUCGACAAUUUCCCUCUCGAUCAGAAGUUGGUUUUGGUCGUUGCACAGGAGAGAUUUGAGAAUAACGGAGAACGACAACGUCCGCGUCCUCUGCCAGAACUUCUGUUCGAUAAGAAUGAUCAAGUGCUGCAGGACGUUUAUGAGAAGUGGGCAGAAGGCGCGAGCGCCGAUAAAAUCGUCGAGCCCAACAAGUGUCUGGUACUCCUUCGACAAGACGAUCCCAGUUCAAGCAUCCCGCAAGCGACUCUAAUGGAUGCUUGCCUGGAGAUGUCCAACGCAAUGUCUGAAGAGAAAGAAGAAGAGAAUGGCGGCAAAAAGGGAAAAGGGAAAGCAGCCGAGAGAGGUUUUCGUGGCACCCUGCUGUCCUCGUUUCGCAGCUCCGCCACAACGGUUACUACGACAACCGAAGAAUCGACCGCCUGUACCGGUACCUUGACGACAGCCACCACAACUGUGGACAAGGAUGGGGUUGCGGACGAGGGGGAAACUGGCGCGGACGAGGAGGAAGCUAGAAAAGGCGAUGUGCCGGUAGUGGAAGAACCCGUCGUUGAAAAGGUGCCAGCCGACAUCAAGGAAUCCAAUAAAAUCUCAGAUGACGAUUCUUCUUCUGAGAAGAAAUUGGAAACUGAGCCGAAGAAGCCCAGAACUGCCGGCAAAGGUCGAAAUGAUACCGAGGACAAAGAAAGAAGUCCGAGACGCAGCCGGAACGCGAAAAGCGGGAGGUCGGUACUGGAAACAGUUGGUGGAAAGGAGGAAAAGGUGAACAAAGUGGCUGAUCGACUAAAAGAAAUUGCACCGUCGGCCGCUCGGGCGUUCGCUGCCGCUGAAGCGGCUUUCAAUCAACAUCCGGAUGCCACAGUGGAUUUUGCUGUCAACGUUGCUUCAAAUCUUGUGUGGACACUGGAUGAUUAGGAGGAGACGGAGCGAGGGCGCUAGGAUGGUAACACUUAUAAUAGACUAGCUAGAAUAAAACCACACCAGUUCCUCAUCAAACCCGCCUUUCCCGAAGUUCGCUUGGUACAUGUACGUAGAAAUCUCGAAUCAAACCGCGCCUGCGCAGAGUAUCAUGGACUGCGGUGUGUUCGCUCGUAUGGCACACAGCAGUAGACCUAGAGAUGCGCCUCCUUCCAUCCAGGGAGACGGAUUGAUAAGAAAGCGGAUGACACCUCCUUUGCCUGAUCCUCCAGGAUCUUCUUGUCUUCGUCUGAGCCGACCAAGGAACCAUCGGGGGCUGUGAUUGUUCUACCGGUACUUUCGCCAGUCUUCCUCAGCAAGCUAUGCAGUCGAUGGAUCACGCAGAGCACGAAGUAGAUUGUCCUUUGCUCUGAUUGGAUCAGCAGAACAGCAUGUCGUUUGUUUGGAUCAGCUAGAGGAGCGUUCAAGGCAUCGACGAGCUCCUUUCCCUUCAAAUGGUAGGCAGAACGGAGUUCUUGCAUGCGAUUUUCAAAGGAUACCAAUGCCUUCAAAUAGCGGUCAACAGCCUGCUCUUCCUGCUUUUUCAUGUCUUCGAUUUCAGCUUGUUCGUCCUCGUCUUCUUCCCCGUCGCCCGAGGAUGCCAUCAAGUCCAUGUCCCACCGUUCAAACUCUUUCUCGUUCGCGUCAAAAUCGUCCUCUCCCCCCUCCUCUUUUUCACGAGCCACAGUAGGGGCUUCGAUAAAGCUAUCGAGAGCAU